UUGGUGUGUGCCGCGGGAGCCGCUGCUGUGCCUGGCUGCUCUCGCCAGGGCCCUGGCAUGUGCUGCUGCUCUGCCUGCUGGUGCUGACCCCGGGGCACCCACGGGCACGUGGGCUGCGUGUCUGUGAGGUCUGCCAGACCUCGGCCGUGUUUUGUUUGAGUCAGGGCAGCAGCUGACGAGCAGUUGGUGAAACGAGUUGGGCAGGUCUCGGGCAGGCUGGCAGAGGAGCUGCUGGUUUCUGGAGGGUGCCAGUGUCUGCGUCCCCUCGGUGUAUGUGUGGUAACAACAUGUCUGUCCCCCUCCUCGCUGACGCAGUGACUGUCUCAGGGGCAGAGCGGGAGACUGCCGCGGUCAUUUUUUUACAUGGCCUUGGAGACACAGGGCACAGCUGGGCUGAUGCCCUCUCCUCCAUCCGCCUGCCCUACGUGAAGUACAUCUGCCCUCACGCGCCACGGAUCCCAGUGACCCUCAACAUGAAGAUGGUUAUGCCCUCCUGGUUUGACCUGAUGGGGUUGACUCCAGAUGCACCUGAGGAUGAAGCUGGAAUCAAGAAAGCUGCAGAGAACAUUAAAGCGAUUAUUGAGCACGAGAUGAAGAAUGGGAUCCCCCCCAACCGCAUCAUCCUGGGGGGCUUCUCACAGGGCGGUGCCUUGUCGCUGUACACAGCUCUCACCUGCCAGCACCAGCUGGCUGGCAUCGUGGCACUCAGCUGCUGGCUCCCGCUGCACAAGGCCUUCCCACAGGCGGCCAGUAACGGCGUGAACAAGGACAUUGCCAUCCUGCAGUGCCACGGCGAGAUGGACCCCAUGAUCCCGGUGCGCUUCGGGGCCCUCACCGCCGAGAAGCUCAAAUCUGUCGUCAGCCCCAACAAGGUCCAGUUCAAGACCUACCCGGGUGUGAUGCACAGUUCCUGCCCUCAGGAGAUGAUGGCGGUGAAGGAGUUCAUCGAGAAGCUGCUGCCCCGGAUCUGAGCGGAGCCGACCCAGACUGUCGCGGGGAAGGACGCCGAGGUGGCAGCCGCUGCCCUGUCCCCUGUGACCUGUCCACUGCGAACGGAAGCCAUGGCACCCCUGGCACCCCUGGCACCCCCUCCGCCCCUGCCGCCGCGCCCCCGCCGCCGCCUGGCGCCGCCGCCGCCUCCCCGCUGCGCUCGGAGCCCGGAGCGGAGCUGGCCAAGGCGAGUCCUGCGGCGGCCUUUCCUCUCCUGCUCUGGCUCCCGGCGGUGCCCGUGGAGCUCACCGCCCCGCAGCUCCCGGUGCCGGCCGCCUGGGGUCUGGCCCUGGCACGGGCGGGUCAGGGUCAGGGCUGGGGCCGUGCCCUGCGGCGAGGGAGCGGGCACGGGGCAGGGGCAGCCUCCGCGGCAGACUCUGCCCCUGCUCUGCCCUCGGCCCAGCCUCCAGCAGGCGACUCUCAAGUUUCCAGCCUGAGCUGAGGAACUUGGGACUCUCCUGGGAGUGCCUCUGCCCUGCCUGCCCGGGCCGGGGGCAGCCCCCACGCCGCUCCCCAGCCCCGCAGGGGGCCUGGCCCCUGCCCUGUCGCACACGCACACUCCCUGUGCCCCUGCAGCCUCAGCCCUCGGCUUGCGGCACCUCUGCCCUCCUGCAGAUAAUCUCCCUCCUCCUCUUGUUGCUGUUACAAUCUCCUCCUCAGCCCAUCGAGGGGCCUCAGAGGCUUCUCUCCCUCCCUUGGCCCAGCUCUGUGCCCUCACAGCCCCAGAGCACUGCCGCUGACAGCCUGGUUCUGAGCGGCUGUGCCGUGGAGCCUGGUCCUUAGCGUCUCUCUUGCUGCUACUUCUCCUUCCUUUAGGACCUGCUUUGGCUCAGGGAGGGAGAGCAGAGGUGAGGAGAGGC
This is a messenger RNA of Pogoniulus pusillus (Red-fronted tinkerbird), 1850 nucleotides long. RefSeq names its product lysophospholipase 2 (gene LYPLA2). Lineage: Eukaryota; Metazoa; Chordata; Aves; Piciformes; Lybiidae. Gene Ontology annotation, molecular function: palmitoyl-(protein) hydrolase activity; carboxylic ester hydrolase activity. Gene Ontology annotation, cellular component: cytoplasm. Gene Ontology annotation, biological process: protein depalmitoylation. The coding region runs from base 273 to 971 and encodes 232 amino acids. The record is from RefSeq and is a predicted model, not a curated record. The transcript is spliced from 10 exons.